CAAAUCCAGAAACCGUCACAGUUCAAAUUUUCAAAAAAAAAAAAAAAAAAACUCAAAAAUGGAGAAGUACGAGAAGCUAGAGAAGGUCGGAGAAGGAACGUACGGAAAAGUCUAUAAAGCGAUGGAGAAAGGCACUGGUAAGCUCGUAGCUCUGAAGAAAACUCGUCUCGAAAUGGACGAAGAAGGUAUCCCACCCACCGCUCUUCGUGAGAUCUCGCUUCUCCAGAUGUUAUCUACAUCGAUCUAUGUUGUUCGAUUGCUCUGCGUCGAACACGUUCAUCAGCCUUCAACCAAAUCCCAAUCCCCCAAAUCCAAUCUCUAUCUCGUUUUCGAGUAUCUCGACACUGAUCUUAAGAAAUUCAUCGAUUCGUAUCGGAAGGGACCUAAUCCUAAGCCUCUUGAGCCUUUUCUGAUUCAGAAGUUGAUGUUUCAGCUUUGUAAAGGAGUUGCUCAUUGUCAUAGCCACGGUGUGCUUCACCGUGAUCUUAAACCGCAGAAUCUUCUUCUGGUGAAAGAUAAAGAGCUUCUUAAGAUUGCUGAUCUGGGUCUUGGUCGUGCUUUUACUGUUCCUCUUAAGUCGUAUACGCAUGAGAUUGUUACUCUUUGGUAUAGAGCUCCUGAAGUUCUUCUUGGAUCCACUCACUAUUCAACUGGUGUUGACAUGUGGUCUGUUGGUUGCAUAUUUGCUGAGAUGGUUAGGAGGCAAGCUCUCUUCCCUGGUGAUUCUGAGUUUCAGCAAUUGCUUCAUAUCUUCAGGCUGCUAGGAACACCAACCGAGCAGCAAUGGCCGGGUGUUUCCACUCUCCGUGACUGGCAUGUCUACCCUAAGUGGGAGCCGCAAGACUUAACUCUUGCUGUUCCUUCUCUUUCACCUCAAGGAGUUGAUCUUCUCACGAAAUUGCUCAAGUACAAUCCAGCCGAAAGAAUUUCAGCAAAAACAGCUCUUGAUCAUCCAUAUUUUGAUAGCCUUGACAAGUCUCAGUUCUGAAGCGAAGCACACACAAGUUCUUUGGUGAAUCUGUUGUCAUCUUCUUGGUGAAUUUAAACAUUUGUUUUAUGUUUGGUUUCCGACACAUCAGUGUCUUAUGACUGGAUUAGAGAUCUGUAGUAUUGCAGAAGAAACUAGUAAAGCUUGUUUAUGGAGUGAAUGUAAUAUACAAUGGUCUGGUAGCAAUGAGAUGAUUGCAUCA
Capsella rubella is the source of this 1190-nucleotide messenger RNA. RefSeq names its product cyclin-dependent kinase B1-1. NCBI's taxonomy places the organism in Eukaryota, Viridiplantae, Streptophyta, Magnoliopsida, Brassicales, Brassicaceae. Gene Ontology annotation, biological process: signal transduction; regulation of gene expression; G1/S transition of mitotic cell cycle. Gene Ontology annotation, molecular function: cyclin binding; cyclin-dependent protein serine/threonine kinase activity; ATP binding. Gene Ontology annotation, cellular component: nucleus; cyclin-dependent protein kinase holoenzyme complex; cytoplasm. The record is from RefSeq and is a predicted model, not a curated record. The transcript is spliced from 4 exons. Bases 59 to 988 code for a protein of 309 amino acids.